AUGGCGCCAGGCAAGACACAUCCAGGACGGUCGCUGGCAGACCAGCUGGCAGAUCUUGAGGAUCCGACUCCCAAAGUUGUACUGGGAAAACAAUACGCUGGUGCGCGAGUUAGUCGGGAUGCACUUGAGGCAGACAGUGAUGAUGAUCCAUUUGCGGCACUUUCCGAUGAGAGUGAUCAAAGUGUCAGUGAUGAGAUUGAGUCCUCGAGCGAGGAAUCGUCCACCGGCCGCAGUGGGCUGGGAGAUGGAACAGAGGAGCGCUCAGAGCACAACUCAAAGACAGGCCAAAUAGGCGGGAAAUCUACCUUACCGAAAAAGAAGGCUUCGAAAAACAAAGAAACCACCGUGACAUCACAAUCCCCAUCAAGGUACAAGAUAGUAUCGUCGCAGAACUCGUCCACGAGCCGAGGAAAAGAGGACCUCACCACCUCGGCGGACGAGUCUGACUCAGAAUCGGCACUCCUCGCCUCCAUAUCGGACGACGAGCUCGACACUGUCGGGGAUGGGAGUAUCAUCGGGGAUCAGCUCGGUGAGGUUGUCGAGGACGUCGAAAUGGAUGAUUUCGACGUAGACUCAGAGAAUGCCCUUGAAGAGGUGCGGGAUGAAGAUGUAUCGAGCGAAGAGGAAAACCAGCAGGGAGCACAAGCAGAGGGCCGCGAUGCGGAAAGUAUGGACGAUGAUGAAGAUGAGCAGCUCAACCAGAAGAACAGCAAGAGGGUCCAUUUCGAGAAGUCUCGGUCGAAGGAAACGAAGGAUGAUCGGGAAGAGUUACGAAAGCUGAUGGCAUCGGAUCAGAAGACAAUCGCGGCAACGAUCUCGCAAGCUGCCAAGGCAGAUGCGGUAAAGGGGAGGGCAGUCAAGGAGCAACGUACAGUGUUUGACGCGUUGUUGAACACGAGGAUCAAGCUUCAGAAAGGCUUGACGGUGAUGAACGAAGCGGUCGUGAUGAUUGGGGAAGAGGAUGAUGGGAUGGAAGAGAACGGGGAGGCAAUCAAGUCAGCUGAAUCGGCAGCCCUCGCCCUAUGGUCUACGCUGGAGGAACUACGUCUCGCAUUGACGGAUUCCCACGCCAAAGACGAGACCAAAAAACGCAAGAGACCUUCUUCUAUCUCUUCAGCGACCUCCUCGCCAUCCCUCUGGGCACGUAUGGAGGAGCUGGAAUCCGCUUCUCGCGCCCAUCGUCGUGCUGUGCUCGAUAAGUGGUCUGCCAAAGUAAGAGGCGCCUCCACCUCUCUUCCCAAUGCCCGGGGCAAGCUUCUGGGCUCUGCCUCUGGCCAGCAAACCAUCACAGCCGUCCUCGAUGCGCACAUUGCCACAGAAAUCGGAGAGCGCGCGUCCAAACGUUCUCGCUCGUCAGAGGGCCACCAUGAGCCUGUUUACGACGACACCAUUUUCUACCAGUCCCUUCUUCGAGAUCUCGUCGAGCAACGAAUGUCCUCAUCGGACGCCAUGACGAACGGUCUCGACACUCUCCACCAACUGCCGUCUCGCCUGCCCAUCCACCCCGUCACGGGUAUGCGCAACGACAAGGUGAAGCGAGACAUCGACACUCGCGCCUCCAAAGGCCGCAAGAUGCGAUUCAAUGUUCACGAGAAGCUGCAGAACUUCAUGGCUCCGGAAGAUCGUGGGGCGUGGAGUACUCGGGCCCGCGACGAGUUUUUCGCCUCUCUGCUUGGCAAGACUGCCAGUGGCCUGCUGGGCGAGGCAGACGAGAGUGCCAGUGGCGAGGACAGUGAUGAUGACCGUGAAGAGAGCGGAUUGAGACUGUUUCGCACCUAA
This is a messenger RNA of Penicillium lagena, 1779 nucleotides long. RefSeq names its product AATF family protein. Gene Ontology annotation, cellular component: nucleolus; nucleus. The record is from RefSeq and is a predicted model, not a curated record. The coding region runs from base 1 to 1779 and encodes 592 amino acids. The transcript is spliced from 2 exons. Lineage: Eukaryota; Fungi; Ascomycota; Eurotiomycetes; Eurotiales; Aspergillaceae. Gene Ontology annotation, biological process: maturation of SSU-rRNA from tricistronic rRNA transcript (SSU-rRNA, 5.8S rRNA, LSU-rRNA).